This is a messenger RNA of Lathyrus sativus (Indian pea), 1119 nucleotides long. The record is from the annotation of a GenBank genome assembly. NCBI's taxonomy places the organism in Eukaryota, Viridiplantae, Streptophyta, Magnoliopsida, Fabales, Fabaceae.
AUGGCUCUUUCUCUGUCAACAAUUUACACACUCUUCUUACUUUUCUCAGUAGCAUAUUCAGAAGAAUCUUCAAGAUCCUUCAACAAAAUAUACGCCUUUGGCGACUCUUUCACAGACACCGGCAACACCCAAAACGCCGAAGGUCCAAGUGGUUUUGGCCAUGUAUCAAACUCACCAUACGGCACAACUUUCUUCAACCAUUCCACAAACAGAUACUCUGAUGGAAGACUUGUUAUUGAUUUUGUCACAGAAUCACUUUCUAUGCCUUUUCUUCCUCCUUAUCGUCACUGGCGUCGCACCAAAGAAAAUGAUACUUUUGGUGUUAACUUUGCUGUUGCUGGUUCAACUGCUAUAAACCAUCAGUUCUUUGUUACAAACAAUCUUACUCUUGAUAUCACUCCUCAGUCUAUUCAAACUCAGAUGCUGUGGUUUAAUAGGUACUUGGAUAGACAAGGAUGUGAAGGCGUUGAUUCGAAGUGCAAAGACUUUGAUGACACUCUUUUUUGGUUUGGCGAGAUCGGUGUUAACGAUUAUGCUUACACUCUUGGAUCUUCAAUCUCCCAGGAUACCAUAAGGAAGCUUGCAAUUUCCAGUGUCACGGGAGCUUUAAAGACAUUGUUAGAGAAGGGAGCCAAGUACAUGGUUGUGCAGGGUUUUCCACCAACCGGAUGUCUCCCAUUGGCGAUGUAUUUAUCGCCCGAAGAUGACAGAGACGACAUAGGAUGUGUGAAAACUGCGAACGAUCAAAGCAACAUCCACAACCUUGCACUUCAAUCCAGAUUACAAGAAUUCAGAAAACAAUAUCCACAUUCGGUCAUAGUUUAUGCUGAUUACAUGAAUGCGUAUCGAACUGUAAUGCAGAAUCCAAGCAAGUAUGGAUUCAAAGACACGUUCAGAGUGUGUUGUGGAUCAGGGGAUCCACCUUACAAUUUCAGUGUGUUUGCUACUUGUGGUACACCUAAUGCCACCGUUUGCACUGAUCCUACUCAGUAUAUUAAUUGGGACGGUGUUCAUCUCACAGAAGCCAUGUAUAAAGUUGUUUCUGACAUGUUUCUUCAAGGAAACUUUACUCAACCUCCUUUUGAUUUUUUGUUGGAAAGCAAAGAGAGGAAUGGGUGA